AUGUUAGGAGGAGUUACAAGAACGACAACCUCUUUGAAACAUGAUUCAACAAGUUACAAGAGACUAGUACCAGAAUAUUUUCGUAGGAUAGCACACUAUCCACAGAUGGACAUGGAAUAUACCUUUUGGAUAAUGUUUUAUCUAUGCUUUAAUCCAUCAAGAGUCUAUAGGACUACUUCUUGGCAUAAACAGACAAAAAAUCAAUGGGCAAGAGAUGAUCCUGCAUUUGUAGCUAUACUUAUAUUCUUCAUGUCGAUUGCAUCUAUGGCAUAUUCUAUUGCAUUCCAUUCUCUCUGGAUCGAUCGUAUAUUAAUAACUAUGUUUUGGGCUGUAUUUUUCGAUUUCAUAGCAAUUGGUUUGGCGGUGGCUACGAUUGGAUGGUGGCUAUCAAACAAAUUCCUCAGAGAAUCGGCUCAUCAUCAUAGUGUCGAUCAAAAGGUUGAAUGGUAUGAAAAAGAAAAAGAAAAAGAAAAAGAAAAAGAAAAAGAAAAAGAAAAAGAAAAAGAAAAAGAAAAAGAAAAAGAAAAAGAAAAAGAUGAUGAUUAUCUAUAUUACUUUUUAUUACCAAUUUUAUUAUCAAGAACUUCAUUGUUAUCGACCAUAUUAUCAAAUACAUUAUUUUUAGUGGCUAUUAAGUAUCAAAUGGAUGAUCGACACCCAAGAGAAGGAAUUGUAUUAUGUCUCCAGAUUGGUGUUCAUGUCGACCAAUCUGGAACUCAUCUUCUUGAGGGAGCUGAAAUUCUCUACUUUUCAAAUCGUAUUGAUGGUACUGCUUUGGGGGAGCGGUGGUGUCAGCCAAAUGAAAGACCAACAGUUUGGUCUUGA
This is a messenger RNA of Cavenderia fasciculata, 825 nucleotides long. Its product is annotated as UNC-50 family protein. Gene Ontology annotation, cellular component: Golgi membrane. The record is from RefSeq and is a predicted model, not a curated record. The transcript has 6 exons. NCBI's taxonomy places the organism in Eukaryota, Evosea, Eumycetozoa, Acytosteliales, Cavenderiaceae. The coding region runs from base 1 to 825 and encodes 274 amino acids.